AUGUCCACUCCCAAAGUUACCCUCUACUUCGAUAUCAUUAGUCCCUUCGCAUACAUUGCGUUUCAUGUCCUCAAGCACUCUCCAACCUUUUCCAAAUGCGAAGUCACCUACGUGCCCAUCCUUCUAGGCGGUCUAUUCCAGCUCUGCGGUAAUCAACCACCUCUCAAUAUCAAGAACAAAAACAAAUGGAUCGACAACGAACGCAACAGAUGGGCCAGACGCUUCUCCGUCCCCAUUUGCGCCACUCCCCCGCCGGGCUUCCCCCAAAGCACCGUGACCGUCCAGCGCGCCCUCAGCGUGGUCGCGCACAAGACUCCGGAAAAGCUCCCGGCUGCCAUCGAGGCGAUUUAUCAUUCGUUCUGGGUCCAGUCCAAUUCGGAGAUCGGUAAAGUAGAGGGCUUCAAGCCGGUGCUGGAGGGUGUGUUGGGGGAGCAGGUGACGAGAGAGGUUCUGGAAGCGAUCACCCAAGCUGAGAUGAAGGCCCUGCUCCCAACGAAUACCCAGCGGGCGUUUGACGCAGGAGCCUUUGGUCUGCCAUGGUUUGAAUGUACCAAUGCAGCGGGGGAGCAACAGUGUUAUUGGGGGGUUGACAAUUUGGAGGAUGUUGCGGGCUUCUUGGGAUUGGAACGGGGUAGAGAUCCGAAGCCGCUGCUUUGA
Messenger RNA from Penicillium diatomitis, 657 nucleotides. RefSeq names its product putative 2-hydroxychromene-2-carboxylate isomerase. Gene Ontology annotation, molecular function: glutathione peroxidase activity; glutathione transferase activity. The transcript has 4 exons. Gene Ontology annotation, cellular component: mitochondrion; peroxisome. Gene Ontology annotation, biological process: glutathione metabolic process. The record is from RefSeq and is a predicted model, not a curated record. NCBI's taxonomy places the organism in Eukaryota, Fungi, Ascomycota, Eurotiomycetes, Eurotiales, Aspergillaceae. Bases 1 to 657 code for a protein of 218 amino acids.